Durusdinium trenchii is the source of this 567-nucleotide messenger RNA. Lineage: Eukaryota; Dinophyceae; Suessiales; Symbiodiniaceae. The record is from the annotation of a GenBank genome assembly.
AUGAUGCAGCAUCAGGAGGAGGCCCAGGAGGUGCCAGCGUACGUCCGGUUAAAGUUCUUUGGCGAAGGACGAGCGUGUGCGAAAGCCCCUCCAAUCAGGGGAACUUUCAAAGAUGUUCAGAUCAGGACAAAGACCAUGGAGGAAUUGUCAGAGGCGGUGGUGCAAUGGCUAGGUUGCCCGGGUGCCUGGUGCCUGGCGACUGUGGCUAAUUGGCCACUGACGCUGGACGCUUUGCGCAGCCCGACCUCCGCGCAGUGCCCAUUGGUGGUGCAUGUUUGGAAUAGCCAGGAGAAACUUGCCAAAGACCUGACCACGCUUGGCGAAAAAGUUGCCGAGGUUGAACCCAGAUGGCACGAAACGGUGGAGGCCUCUGUCCCUUCCAAAGGAUGGUUCGACGCGUUGCAAAGACGCAAGGAAAAGGCGUACAACUUGAGCUGGCGCAAGAUCGAAAGCCGCACAAAGCCAGGAGUGUUCUACUGGGAGAAUUUUCACACAGGCCAGAGAUCAGUGGACGACCCGCGACGUCCGGUUUCUCCUUCCCCUGUGCGUGGUGGCAUGGGCAAAUGA